Molecule: messenger RNA, 1675 nt
Organism: Sycon ciliatum
Lineage: Eukaryota; Metazoa; Porifera; Calcarea; Leucosolenida; Sycettidae
Exons: 3
Coding region: 222-1136 (304 amino acids)
Molecular function (GO): calcium ion binding
Source: RefSeq, a predicted model, not a curated record
UAAUUAUCGUCUUCAGUUGCAACCACCGUGAGAGCAAUUGUUACCAAGUGGAGUUUGUACUGGUAGCUUGGACGAAUGGUAAAGAAACGUAUAAACGGUUUCUGAGGAAAGCAGUCCUACACAGCCACGAUAGUGGAGGCACAACGUGAUCACUCUCUGCACGACUAUUGUCCUUAUAAUAGCACUUUGCUUUGUACUCGACGUAACUAACGUGAGGGAAUAUGGCACAGGCCAGAGUGCUACUGCAUCGUCAGUCUACAAAUCCCGCACACUGUCUACUGGCACUGCUGUUAAUCGGAGGGUUGUGUGCUGUUUCAGGCAACAGCAUAUGCACUCCUGAAUCAGGUCAUUUGCAGUUGGCCCAGCGAAGCCCGUCAAAACCAAUUGUAUAUCCACCAAACCCUAAGAUCACGGAUCCCAACGGCACGGAUGUUGUGUGGACGUUCAACUUCAGCCACGAAUGCACGCUCCUCUUAGAGAAGAUAGAGUUUUCCUUCACUGGUGCUUGCAAAUUUCAGCUACAUAAUAGCGAGGUUGGACUGGAGGACAUAUCCGUACGCAUGGCAAGCGGGUGGGAAUUAACUACCAUCGAUGUGAAUGAACGCACCGCCAACAUGAUGGGCGAACCAAGGGACACAAAUGAUGGCAGUCGAUACUUUACUUUCACCGCCAAAAGGAGUGAGUCGGCUGGAUGUAACGUUAGCGGGGUCGUGUUGCGCACUGAAGAUGUUGACGAAUGCAAAUCCAUGGGACAAAGUGAUACACUUUGUCCAUCGAACAAGGAAUGUGUCAACAUGAUUGGGACGUACGGUUGCUGCAGUAGAGGCAGAGAUCGGGAAGACGCUGAUAACUUGCCUCUUGUCACGGAUAACCACCAUUACCGUCCGUGUGCUUCGCAGACCACUGCAUCCAUCACAGAAACAAGACCUACAUUCAGAGUUCGGACAAUCGGUGCGAAUGACACACAUGUCACUAGCGCCAUUGCGAUGCAAACGAUGGACACUAUUGCGUUCUGGCACCAGCAUACCAUAGCUGCCGUUGCCAUAUCUUGCUCUUCCGUUGCACUGUUCGUAAUUGUGCUUUUAGCUAUAUGGCAAAGGGGUUAUCUUAGCAACUCUGCCACGGGAUUUGUCUGAACCGAUUCGUCAGGAUGGCCAUACAAUGGAUACAUGUCCUAUGAGUAGAGGCAUUUCGUGCAUAUUUCUUCUCUUUCUCAGCCUGCGGACAGCACUGUUUCGUCCUUUGUGAACUCACCAGCGCAGCAGCUCUUUUUUUCUAUACAGUGUGUUGCUAUUUUUGCCGUCAUCAUUGUCGUUGAUGUAUUGUUGUUGUUGCUGCUGCUGUUUCAAAUCUUUAUUCUCACGAUAGCAAGUAGCCCAUAAGAGAAACAUGUAGCUGUUUUCAGGUUGUUGUGGCUGUUGUUUUUUUGAAUUUGAAUUCUUCAUUCUCAUGAUGGCACCAUCGCCAAUAAGUGUGGUUGUUGUUGUUGUCGCUGCUGCCAUUGCUAUUGUUGCUUUUUUUCAUCGUCAUGCAUAGUCAUGCAUAUACAGUGUAAUUCACCCAGCCACCGGACAUUUACUGCCUUUUCAUUGUCUUUUUUUAAAUAGUUCUGACAGAUUUUGAAACCACCAUUGGUCUCGCUUGCUGGUACCAUGCAAUACUUAUUAUAAUCUAA